GUUCUUCAUUCGUCGCUUGGCAUUCGUUUGGUCAACAGCAGCACAGAAGAAAAGGUAGAAAGGUCCGCCAACGCAUUCACUUAUAGACGCACACACACAGACACUACCUGACUUUGAAGUGGUUUAGAGGGAGUGGAGUUUUAGAAAGUAGCACAGUCAAUAUGGAAAUUAAAAUUGUGUUACUCUCGUGUCUGUGCUACACACUCGCUGUGGCACUGCCCACACAGAAUGGCGAUGCAGAUGCACCGUCGCAGCAGCGCUUCGCUAGCGCCGCUUCGCAGAAGAUCGCACUGAAUAUGCUGAAAUUUAAUGUGGAUAUCGACUCCAAUCAAGUUUAUUCACCGCUGGGUAUCAGCUCCAUACUGGCUGUCUUGGCGGAGGGUGCGGCAGGCGACACAUACGAGGAGUUCAGCAAGACGCUUGGCUUCCCCGCCGAUCGUGCUGAUUUACGGGCCUCCUUCCAGCGCAUACUCUCGCGCUACCAGAAUCGCGAAUAUUCCACAGCGCCUUCAUUCCAAACCUGGUUGUACAUUUAUCGCAACAACACUGCGCGCGAUGAGUUCAAGCAAUCGGUGCGUGACAACUACUUUGUCAUGGUUAAAGACAUCAAUGGCGAUGAGUAUGAUUGGAAUGAGCCGAACACUUCGUUGGAUUUGGAGACCAGUUCGGUGAGCAACAGCAAAGAUGUUGUCGGCUUUGAGACUUUGAAGCGUUUGAGAACCGAUGCAAACUUGGCUGCCGCUGCUACAGAGACGCAGUCUGUAGACACAUACGGCGAGGAAGUGAUUGAUAAGGAAGCGUCUAAAUUCGAUCGCGAUGUCGACGAUAAGCAAUAUGUGGAGAAACCAGCGAUACUGGAGGAGAUUAAAAAACUUCAAUCUGAGAAGCAGGAAGGUGAGCAACUUGUUGACGAGCCACCGAAAACAGCAGCAGGUUCGGCGAGCACCACCACAAUCGAUGAAGUGAGUGAACAGUUCAAAGAAACCGAAGCUGCAGAUAUCGCAGAAAUACCCCGACACGAAGAUGAGCUGGUCGCCAAGGAUAUUAGCAAACGCGAAGAGGAUGUGAAUUUCGAAGACAAUGAGACGGUGCAUUCUGGGGAGAAGUUGCAAAAGCACUACGGUGAUGACAAUGUUGGUGUUAUACCGAUCCAAGAAGUGUUGGACUCCAAUGAACCCGAAAAAGUUUCUUUACCGUUGGAAAAACUGGAAAGCGCGCUGGAUACGGCGAAUAAAAAUGCUGGCGAGAUAAUGAUCGCGCUCGAGUCGCACAUAAGCUCGGUACGGAGGGCUUUGGGUGCACGCAGUCUCUUCCGCAAGGAGGACAUCGCGCACGCAUUGAGCGCUAAUUCAAUUACAGGACGUGACGCCGGUUCGAAAACAAAAAUGCUGCUCUUCAAUGGUCUUUACUUUGCCGGUCUUUGGGCGCAACCGUUCACCAAAGUGAGUUCGGAAGAAGACAGUUUCUUCUUUAUGACUGCCGAGGACGCCAUGAAAGCACCAAUGAUGGAAACCCAAGGUACAUUCCAUGUCGCCGAAUUGGAGCAUUUAAAUGCGAAGGUGAUCUGUUUGCCAUACGAGAACAAAAAAUACGCAUUAAUGAUUGUGCUGCCCAACGAGACAGAGGGACUGCGACCGCUCAUCGAGAAGCUGCAACCCGAAGAUAUUAAGAAAGCCAAAUCGCUGGUGCAAAAGAAGGAGCUACGCCUCAUAAUGCCUAAAUUCCAAGUCGAUGAAACCUCACGCUCCGAAGCCAUGUUGAAGAACAUCGGUUUGAACAAGCUCUUCACGCGUCAAGAUUCCGAUCUCAGCCUAUUGUCCGCCGAUAAUGAUCUGCAUGUGGACGAAGUGGUGCAAUUUGUGAGUGUGCGUGUUGAUGAGAGCGGCAGCAGCGAGAAUGCGCUCACCGCCUCCAACACACAGGCACGCACAGCUGCCGCGCUCGAACUCGACUCGCUUGAAGUGAAUCGUCCGUUCUUGUACUUCGUUAUGGACUGCGAGGAAGAGUUCGUUAUUGCUGCGGGCAAAAUUUACACACCCGAAUUGAAGGAGGAUCCACCGGUUUCCAUUGAAGUGGAGUUUGAACAAUAAACAUAGCAACACAUUUCAUAUCCGACGAGCGCAUCAUUUUACGUAAACUCAUCUGCAAUAUCGAGAAUAUAGGUCCACCCAUUUUUUUACAUUUUUCUAAAAUGUCCAAUACAUUUUUUAAUAAAAAAAAAGAAAAUAUAAAA
Molecule: messenger RNA, 2233 nt
Organism: Zeugodacus cucurbitae (melon fly)
Lineage: Eukaryota; Metazoa; Arthropoda; Insecta; Diptera; Tephritidae
Exons: 4
Coding region: 162-2090 (642 amino acids)
Molecular function (GO): serine-type endopeptidase inhibitor activity
Source: RefSeq, a predicted model, not a curated record